This is a messenger RNA of Podarcis muralis (Common wall lizard), 1295 nucleotides long. Lineage: Eukaryota; Metazoa; Chordata; Lepidosauria; Squamata; Lacertidae. The record is from RefSeq and is a predicted model, not a curated record.
CCCAUAACCCUCAACCCCCCCAGUAUGUCGCACCUCUUCCUUCUGCUCCUCCUCCUCUCCAUCCGGCUUCUGUUUCCGGAAUGAGGGGAGAGAACCCCCCUCCCAAACUGCCUGCUUCGCCCGCAAGUGGAGCUUCUACUCCGAAUUGCUGCUCUGCGGCGUAGCUCGCGGGGGUGGCGCCUUUCGGAAAGGAGAGGAGGAUGGGAAGAGGAGGAUCCCCGCCCCCCGUGGAUGUUGCAGGAAAGAAAUGAGACUCGGGAGCGAGGACAAAGAGGAUUUCCUUUCCGCCCAUUCUGAAGAAGGUGAUACAGAAGACAGUCAGAAUUCCAGAAGAUGGGGAACCUUUCGUUUCAUUAGGAAUAGCCAUUAAAAUGUGUGAAAUGUGGAAUAUGCUUCACUGAAUGAGCAGACAUAGCUCACAUCAGCGAUCUCAAGAAGGGGAGAAACCAUUUAAAGGUAUGGAGAGUGGAAAAAGUUUCACUGACAGUGGAAAACUUAGAACACAUCAACGGACUCAGAUGGGAAAGAACCGAUUUCAAUGCACAGAGUGUGGAAAGAACUUCAGUCAGAGGGGACACUUAACUUUACAUCAACGGACACAUACAGGUGAGAAACCUUUUAAAUGUAUGGAGUGUGGAAAGAACUUCAGUCAGAAUGGAAACCUUAGAAAACAUGAACAGACACACACAGGGGAACAACCUUUUAAAUGCAUGGAGUGUGGAAAGAGCUUCAGUCAGAAUGGAAACCUUAAAAUACAUCAACAGACUCACACGGAUGAAAAACCAUAUGAAUGUAUGGAGUGUGGAAAAAGCUUUCAUUUCACUGCAAACCUUAGAACACAUCAACGGACUCACACAGGGGAGAAACCAUUUAAAUGCAGGGAGUGUGGAAAGAGCUUCAGUCAAAUUGCGCACCUUAGAACACAUCAACGGACUCACACAGGAGAGAAACCAUUCAAAUGCAGGGAGUGUGGAAAGAGCUUCAGUCAGAUUGGAAACCUUAAAUUACACCAACGGACUCACACAGGUGAAAAACCAUAUAAAUGUAUGGAGUAUUGUGGAAAGUGUUUCAGUCAGAGUGCACACCUUAGAACACAUCAACGGAUUCACACAGGGGAGAAACCAUUCAAAUGUAUGGAGUGCGGAAAGAGCUUCAGUGACAGUUCAAGACUCCAUUUACAUCGACGAACACACACAGGGGAGAAACCAUUUAAAUGUAUUCAGUGUGGAAAGAGUUUCAGUCAGAGUGGAGACCUCAGUAGACAUCAACAGACUCAGAAGAACUUUAAGAGCUGA